Funneliformis geosporum is the source of this 2346-nucleotide messenger RNA. The record is from the annotation of a GenBank genome assembly. Lineage: Eukaryota; Fungi; Glomeromycota; Glomeromycetes; Glomerales; Glomeraceae.
AUGGUCUCUACAGCGGAUAGUAAAAACGCUCCUAAUGGAACGGCUAAACAAAACCGUAUAAUCAAUGUUACUCACAUGAUACCUUACACACCACUGCUCGAAAACGCCGCACAAAUUUCGGAAAAUCCUUCCGUUUCACAUCAUUGGGUUUUAAAACCGCGUCGAGGCCACUCUGCUCUUUACUCUGGUUUAAAUUCGUUAAGUUCUACUUGGAAUAAUCAUUAUGUGGGUUACAUUGGAACAAUACUCGAUCCCGAAGAAAAAGCAAUUGAGUUUAGCGAUUUUUCAGAAGAAUUUAAACAAUCAAUACAAGAAUGUUUAAAAAAAGCAAAUAUUUCUCCAGUUUUUCUUGAAAAUGCCGAACAUCAUGGUCAUUAUGAUGGGUACUGUAAACAUGUAUUAUGGCCAUUGUUUCAUUACAUUUUAUGGGAUACCGCUACUGAUGGUCGCGAAGAAAAAACGAGUUGGGAUCAAUACGUUAAAGUUAAUAAAAGAUUCACAGAUAAAAUUGUGGAGAUCUAUAAGCCGGGGGAUCUAGUAUGGAUCCAUGAUUAUCAUCUUUUGUUGGUUCCUGAAAUGUUACGAGAAAUACUCCCCGAUGCUGCAAUUGGUUUAUUUAUUCAUGCCCCAUUCCCUUCCUCUGAAAUUUUCCGGUGUUUACCUAAGAGAAAAGAAAUUUUGAAUGGAAUGUUGGGAGCAAAUCAAAUCGGAUUUCAGACAUACUCAUAUUCAAGGCAUUUUAUUAGUAAUUGCACGCGUGUUUUGGGUUAUGAAUCGACACCGAGUGGUGUAGAUGCUAAGGGAUCGAUAGUAUCCAUCGGUACUUUCCCUAUUGGGAUCGAUUCUGAGAGAGUCGAAGCCCAAAGGAAGCAUCCUGAUGUUGCACCAAAGAUGGCAGCAAUUAGGGAAAUGUAUGCGGACAAGAAGAUAAUCGUUGGGAGAGAUAAGUUAGAUUUGGUCAAGGGUGUUCUUCAAAAAUUACACGCUUUCGAAAAGUUCUUGGAAGAUUAUCCUAAAUGGCAAGGAAAGGUUGUUUUGAUACAAGUCACUUCCCCAGCUCUAAGUGAAUCACCAAAAUUAGAGAAAAAAGUAUCAGAGGUCAUUGCUAAGAUAAAUGGCACAUACGGUUCUCUUGAAUUCACUCCUGUUCAUCAUUAUCAUAAUCAUAUGGAUCAGGAUGAAUAUUAUGCGCUCUUAAGUGUUGCAGAUCUUGGUCUCAUUACUUCUGUACGCGAUGGAAUGAACACUACAUCACUUGAAUAUAUCAUGUGUCAGCAGGAAAAUCACGGUCCACUUAUCUUGAGCGAGUUUACAGGAAUGGCAGGGUCUUUAGGAGCUGCUAUAAUGGUAAAUCCUUGGGAUUAUGAUGGAGUUGCAAAGACAAUCAAUGAUGCCUUAAGUUUGCCUUCGGAAGAGAAAAAGGCAAAGCAUAUGCAACUAUACAAACAUGUUACCGUUCAUACGGCCCAAUUUUGGGCAAAGUCUUUUAUCAAUGAAUUAGUUGCUAGUCUGAAUAACCACAAUCAAUCAAGUAUUACCCCAUAUCUCGAUAUGGACUAUUUACAAAAAAAAUAUAAAUCUGCCAAAAAACGAUUAUUGCUAUUCGAUUAUGAUGGAACUUUAACACCGAUCGUGAGAACUCCAAGCGCGGCAGUUCCUCCACCUCGUAUGCUUGAGGCAUUAGAGGAACUUACUAAUGAUCCUAAUAACACCACUUGGGUCGUUUCUGGACGUGAUUCAAAUACAUUGGAAAAUUGGCUCGGCUCUGUUAAAAAACUUGGAUUUAGUGCAGAGCACGGGAGUUUCCUUAAGAAUCCAGAUAGUGAUAAAUGGAUUAACCUAACAGAAAAUAUAGAUAUGAGCUGGAAAAAUGAUGUGUUAGAGAUCUUUAUAUAUUACACUGAACGUACACAAGGAUCUUUUAUUGAACACAAACGUUCUUCUAUUACAUGGCAUUAUCGUCAGGCAGACCCGGAGUAUGGUGCGUUUCAAGCCAAAGAGUGUCAAAAUCAUCUUGAAAAUGCAAUUCUUCCGAAAUUACCUGUCGAAAUUCUAUUAGGAAAGAAAAAUUUAGAGGUCAGACCAACAUCAAUUAAUAAAGGAGAAAUUGUAAAGCGUUUAUUGGCGUCUCAUCCAGAUGUAGAUUUUGUAUUCUGCGCUGGAGAUGAUCGAACUGACGAAGAUAUGUUUAGAUCAUUGAGAAAAUCAGAGUUGCCAAAUGAUAGCUAUUUCUGCACAACAAUUGGUGCGGCUAAUAAGAAAACACUAGCCGGGUGGCAUGUUUCCUCUCCUGAAGAAUUAAUUCAGGCUAUGCAAAAAAUGGUAGAAACUAGUAGAAUGAAUUAA